Nicotiana attenuata is the source of this 1767-nucleotide messenger RNA. RefSeq lists its product as uncharacterized. The record is from RefSeq and is a predicted model, not a curated record. Gene Ontology annotation, molecular function: RNA-DNA hybrid ribonuclease activity; nucleic acid binding. NCBI's taxonomy places the organism in Eukaryota, Viridiplantae, Streptophyta, Magnoliopsida, Solanales, Solanaceae. The transcript has 8 exons. The coding region runs from base 1 to 1767 and encodes 588 amino acids.
AUGGUGCGCCGGAGCAACGCCGAAGAUGACCGUGAAACUCCGAAUCGACAGAGGUCUGGGAAAGACAAAGUUGAAGGUUAUAGAAGAUUCUUGGGGUUUGAUCAUUGUUUGUCCAAUGAUAUAGGACAAAUUUGGCGUUUCUGGUCUAGAAACUUCAAUGCCAAUAUGGUUUGGGAAGAUGAUCAAAAAAUCACUAUUAACUUGAAGGAUGCUUACGGAGGAAAUGAAAUGUACAUUACAAUAGUCUAUGCUAAGUGCACAGCAGAAGAAAGAAUGGAUUUAUGGGAUAGUCCGGUACAAUUUGAAUCUCAGAUUAAUGGAUCUUGUUGUGGUGUUACAGAUGCAGGGUAUGUGGGUUCUACCUUUACCUGGUGUAAUAAUUGGAGUCCUAGGAGGAGAAUAUGGAAGAGAUUAGAUAGAAUGUUUAAUGAUGAUUGGAUGCAGAAAUUUCAAAGCACCGUUGUCAGGCACAUCAGCAGAUCUGGUUCUGAUCAUAGGCUCUUGCUUAUGAAGUGUCAAAUAGAUCAAAAGAAAUUUGUAAAGUACUUUAAAUUCCUGGACUUUUGGGUUGAACAACCAGAUUUCUACGAUCUGAUCCAAGGGGAAGAGAGAAUUGCCAAAGCUGCAGUGAGGCAUUUUCAGAAGAUAUUCAACCUUCCUCCUGUCAAUGUAGACGAGAAUGUUUUGAUUUGCAUCAGGCAAUUUAUCACUGAGGAAGACAAUCUACAACUAUCACAAGUUCCUGAGGAAAGACCAGCUGGAUUUAAUAGGACCUUUUACCAGAAGUGUUGGGGAAUUAUCAAAGAAGAUGUGGUUAAAUUUGUUCAGAGCUUCUUCAAAGGGAAAAUGCUGACUAAGUUCUACACUCAUACAUGCCUGGUAUUGAUUCCCAAAGUACAGUCUCCUUCCAACUUUGCAGAACUGAGGCCAAUUAGUCUCAGCAACUUCUCUGCUAAGAUAAUUUUGAAAGUAUUGGCUAGGAGACCUCAUCCAUUGUUGCCGAGAUUGAUUUCAAAAAAUCUGAGUGGAUUUGUGAAUGGCAGACUUAUUACAGCUAAUAUGUUGUUAGCUCAAGAGAUAGUGCAUGGUAUUUCUCAGCCAAACACAUGUGGAAGGAAGAAACUGCCACUAUUUGAUGAUUUGGUGAAUAAAAUCAUAAAGAAAAUACAUGGAUGGCAGGGGAAGUUUCUGUCUUAUGGUGGCAAAAUCACUCUGAUCGAACAUGUUCUUCAAGAUGUCCCUACAUAUACCCUUGCGGCAAUGCACCCUCCUAAAGAGACUUUCAAGUUGAUAGAGAAGCACUUGAGAGGUGGAACUAAUUUUUGGUGGGAAAAUUGGACAACUAAGGGAGCUCUCCUAAUUCCUAAUCGGUCUAGAGCUGCUAAGGAUAUUGUUCAAGACUAUAUCAUAGAAGUUGAGAGGUUUAGACCAAUUCCCAUAUGGAAAGUAGUUAAGUGGAUUAGGCCUCCCAAUGGCAUAGUUAAAAUCAACAUUGAUGAAAGUUUUGCCAGAGGAAAGGCUGGGAUUAGAGGCAUUAUUAGAACUGAGCAGAGAACGAUGAUCAUGGCUUUCUCCAUGCCAAUUUCGUGGGCUACCAACAACCAAGCAGAGGCACUAGCUGCGAAAUUUGGAAUUCAAUGGUGUUUGCAGAAUGGUUUUCAAGAAUACAUACUUGAACUCGAUCGACUCCUUGAUCAUUGCGGAUAUGCUGAAGAUGAGAAGAUGGAGGACAUACAUAUCCUAUCCCAAGUUAAUUGUAGUAUUUAA